Messenger RNA from Nanorana parkeri, 3447 nucleotides. It is a transcript of the gene ATP9A, whose product is annotated as ATPase phospholipid transporting 9A (putative). The transcript is spliced from 28 exons. Gene Ontology annotation, biological process: phospholipid translocation; endocytosis; retrograde vesicle-mediated transport, Golgi to endoplasmic reticulum. Lineage: Eukaryota; Metazoa; Chordata; Amphibia; Anura; Dicroglossidae. Bases 24 to 3299 code for a protein of 1091 amino acids. Gene Ontology annotation, cellular component: trans-Golgi network; endosome; plasma membrane. The record is from RefSeq and is a predicted model, not a curated record. Gene Ontology annotation, molecular function: ATP hydrolysis activity; ATPase-coupled intramembrane lipid carrier activity; magnesium ion binding.
UGCAGCUGCUGUAUUGUCUGUGAAUGAAGGAGACAGGGCAGGCCCGCUCCCCCAGCAGUCCAGCCCCUGCUACUUGUCAGGCUGGAAGAAUAGAAGAGAGCAGGAAGCCCCAGGACAGCACGCAGGCCCCCACCUUCCUCUCCAUUCCAAGCAACACCCACAGCCUUCCAGCAGCCAAGAUGACGGAUAAUAUCCCUCUGCAACCUGUCAGGCAGAAGAAGAGAAUGGACGGCAAACACAAGAGAGGGUGCUGCUCCUGUAUGGGUUGCUGUGGCCGCGGAGAACUAAGGCCGCGUACUGUGUGGCUUGGACAUCCCGAGAAGAGAGAACAACGCUAUCCACGGAAUGUCAUCAACAAUCAUUGGGUCAUAGGUGUUCUCUUUAAUCAGUUCAAAUACUUCUUCAACCUGUAUUUCCUGCUGCUGGCCUGCUCGCAGUUCGUGCCCGAGAUGCGCCUGGGACCCCUCUAUACCUUCUGGGUUCCUUUGGGGUUUGUCUUGGCCGUCACCAUCAUCCGCGAGGCUGUGGAGGAGAUCAGAUGCUUCAUGAGGGAUAAAGAAGUCAACUCGCAGAUCUACAGCAAGCUCACAACGAGAGGCACAGUGAAGGCUCGGAGUUCCAGUAUACAAGUCGGGGACCUCGUUAUUGUAGAGAAGGUAUCUAACUCUUCAUCAAAUAUGAUAUUCCUGCAGACUUCAGAGAAAAAUGGCUCCUGCUUCCUGAGGACAGACCAACUGGAUGGUGAGACAGACUGGAAGCUUCGUUUGCCGGUGUCCUGCACACAAAGACUGCCUACAGCGGCAGAUUUGCUGCAGAUCCGAUCUUAUGUGUAUGCGGAGGAACCGAAUAUCGACAUCCACAAUUUUGCUGGGACCUUCACUCGGGAAGACAGUGAUCCCCCCAUAAACGAGAGUUUAAGCAUCGAGAACACACUGUGGGCCAGCACCGUCAUCGCAUCAGGCACAGUGGUCGGGGUGGUUAUAUACACAGGCCGAGAGCAGCGAAGUGUCAUGAACACCUCCAAUCCACGCAGUAAGAUCGGGCUCUUUGACCUGGAGGUGAAUUGUCUGACGAAGAUCUUGUUCAGCGCUCUUGUGGUCGUGUCGCUGGUCAUGGUGGCUCUGCAGCAUUUUGCUGGUCGCUGGUACCUCCAGAUACUCCGAUUCCUCCUUCUCUUUUCCAACAUCAUCCCCAUCAGUUUGCGGGUGAAUCUGGACAUGGGGAAAAUCGUCUACAGCUGGAUGAUCCGCAGGGACCCCAAGAUCCCAGGAACAGUGGUCCGAUCCAGCACCAUUCCGGAACAGCUCGGAAGGAUCUCCUAUUUACUGACGGACAAAACUGGAACGCUGACCCAGAACGAGAUGGUCUUCAAGCGACUUCACCUGGGUACAGUGGCAUAUGGGAUGGACACCAUGGAUGAAGUACAGAGCCAUAUAUUCAGUGUAUACACACAGCCUUCACAGGACCCGCCGGCCCAGAAAGGCGGGACCACCAAAGUGCGGAAGACUAUGAGCAGUCGCGUGUAUGAGGCGGUGAAAGCCAUCGCGCUCUGUCACAAUGUCACACCCUCUUACGAGUCCAACGGAGUGACGGACCAGGCCGAGGCUGAGCGCCAGUUCGAGGAUUCCUGCCGGGUGUACCAGGCGUCCAGCCCUGAUGAGGUGGCCCUGGUACAAUGGACAGAAAGUGUGGGCUUGACGCUGGUGGGAAGAGAUCAAUCUUCGAUGCAGCUGAGGACACCUGGUGGCCAGAUCAUAAAUUUCAGCAUCCUUCAGAUUUUCCCUUUCACCUACGAAAGCAGGAGGAUGGGAAUCAUUGUUCGGGAAGACUCCACGGGUGAAAUCACAUUCUACAUGAAGGGGGCAGAUGUGGUGAUGGCAGGGAUUGUGCAGUACAAUGAUUGGCUGGAGGAAGAGUGCGGCAACAUGGCCCGAGAAGGACUCCGGGUCCUGGUGGUGGCCAAAAAGUCCCUGACGGAGGAGCAGUAUCAGGAUUUCGAGGCACGUUAUGUCCAGGCAAAACUUAGCGUUCAUGACCGCUCACUGAAAGUGGCCACCGUGAUAGAGAGCUUGGAAAUGGAGAUGGAACUGCUGUGUCUGACCGGAGUGGAAGACCAACUGCAAGCUGAUGUGCGGCCUACCCUGGAGACAUUACGGAACGCAGGCAUGAAGGUCUGGAUGUUGACUGGGGACAAGUUGGAGACGGCGACCUGCACGGCAAAGAACGCUCAUUUGGUGACCAGAAACCAGGACAUACACAUAUUCCGAUCCGUAACAAACCGCGGGGAAGCCCAUCUGGAGCUAAAUGCGUUUAGGAGAAAGCACGACUGCGCCUUGGUCAUAUCUGGGGACUCCUUGGAGGUGUGCCUGAAGUACUACGAAUACGAAUUUAUGGAACUGGCCUGUCAGUGCCCAGCUGUCGUGUGUUGCCGCUGCGCUCCCACCCAGAAGGCUCAGAUUGUGCGGCUGCUGCAAGAAAGGACAGGGAAACUGACCUGCGCUGUAGGUGAUGGAGGGAAUGAUGUGAGCAUGAUCCAGGAAGCUGACUGCGGGGUGGGCGUGGAAGGAAAGGAAGGGAAACAAGCGUCCCUGGCUGCAGACUUCUCUGUCACACAGUUUAAACACCUGGGCCGUCUCUUAAUGGUACAUGGAAGGAACAGUUACAAGAGAUCAGCAGGACUCAGUCAAUUCGUCAUCCACCGGAGUCUCUGUAUCAGCACCAUGCAGGCUGUGUUCUCCUCUGUGUUUUACUUUGCCUCCGUUCCUCUCUACCAAGGAUUCCUCAUCAUUGGAUAUUCCACUAUCUACACCAUGUUUCCUGUCUUCUCUCUGGUUCUCGAUAAAGACGUCAAGUCCGAGGUGGCCAUGUUGUAUCCUGAACUGUACAAAGAUCUGCUAAAGGGACGACCAUUGUCGUAUAAGACAUUCCUCAUAUGGGUUCUGAUCAGCAUCUACCAAGGGAGUAUCAUCAUGUAUGGUGCUUUGCUGCUGUUCGAGUCCGAGUUUGUCCACAUCGUGGCCAUUUCUUUCACGUCCCUGAUCCUGACCGAACUACUAAUGGUAGCACUGACCAUUCAGACGUGGCACUGGCUGAUGAUUGUGGCGGAAUUCCUCAGUCUGUCCUGUUACGUGGCCUCCCUCAUGUUCUUACAUGAGUUCAUAGAUAUUUACUUCAUCGCAACCCUGUCCUUCCUUUGGAAAGUGACUGCCAUCACACUGGUCAGCUGUCUUCCCCUCUACGUCCUGAAAUACUUGCGACGAAAGUUCUCUCCCCCCAGCUACUCCAAGUUAACAUCUUAGACCCAUCGAUGUGAAUGCUGGAACCACCGAUGGCCAGUGUGCACUCUUAAUGCUGCUUUUUUGAACAAGGAAUAAAGAAAAGGGAUGUUUACAUAAAAGUUAAUGGUCGUUGCACGCUAGAAGGUGAUGAAUGAUCACACUUUGAUGG